AUGAGGAGUGACGCGAAAGUCCACGGCGCGGUCGAGGGGCGGAUCGCGCGAGAGGCGUACGCGAACUGUCGGGUGCAUAAGAAUUGCGUCGAUGCGUUUUGCGAGUUUCGACGAUUGAGCUGGGAGCUUCGGGCGGCGCGGGAGAAGGAGACGGCGAGCGGGCGGGGGGAGAGAGUGAGCGCGGAGGAAUGGGUUCGAGCGGCGGCGGCGGAGGAGGCGGAAUGGAACGAGGCGGCGGAGGAGGAGCGAAGGAAGCAACGCGCGGCGGCGGCGAAGGAUACUCGGCGGAUGGAGCUCGCGGCGAGAAACGCGCUGACGCAGCGAGAGAUACGACGGGCGAACGCAGCGAAGCGCGAACGCCUGGAAGGAGAUUUGGGGAAACGGCAGGGUGACGCCGCGAUUUCGAAGAUUGAUACGGAGGAGGAGAAGGAGUAUCGCGCGGCGCUGGAUUUGUUCCACAAGCGGUUAGGUCUAGUGCGCUCCGUGACCAGGCGACGCGCGCUUCUCCUCUCCAGAGGUCCUACCGUGGAGGUCGAUCCGGCGACAAGUAAGGUGACACGAGUCCUGCGCGGCAAAGAUCUCCAGAAGGCUCUCCGGAGAGAGGCGCAAAAGAAGGAUUUACUCUAUCAACAGAGGCGCCAGCGCACGUUCAUCGUCCCUUACAAAGGCCCCGAUGUGGGCAACAUGUACAGAACCCCGCGUCUGCUCGAAGACGUCUGGCUGUACGAAGACGAUACUGUCGCCAAACCCAACAAGGCUGACUUGAUUCACAUAGCUGUCCAGAUGUAG
Molecule: messenger RNA, 789 nt
Organism: Ostreococcus tauri
Lineage: Eukaryota; Viridiplantae; Chlorophyta; Mamiellophyceae; Mamiellales; Bathycoccaceae
Product: unnamed product
Exons: 1
Coding region: 1-789 (262 amino acids)
Source: RefSeq, a predicted model, not a curated record